GCCCACCAUUAAACCCCGCCUCCUCGCCCUCCCUUUGACCUGCCUCCUCCUCCACCUCCGCCUCCACUCCGCCUCCGCUUCCUCCCCUUCUAGGGUUUAGGGUUUUGUAGCCACCAUGCACCGCCACCUCUCGCGCCUUCUCAACCCCCGCCUCUUCCUCCUCCGCUCCACCACCACCACCACUACCUCCGUCGCCGCCUUCUCCACGUCCUCCAAGCGCCCCUACGCUCGCCGCGACAAGCCGGCGCCCGCGGAGAAGGCCGGGGACGACUCGGCGGCCGCCUCUUCUCCUGCGGCGGCGGGGGCGGGGGCCGCCACGUGGCAGAGGGAAAAGCUCCCGAGCGAGCUGCCGGAGCCGCCUACCAUCCCGUUCCAGCCGCGCGUGGCCAACGCCGUGCGCCUCGUAGGUUCGGUUGGGGCGCCCGUGCAGAUGCAGCGGAUGCCUGAUGGACGUUUCUCCGCCGUCUCCGUGCUCGUGCAGGACCGCCGCGUCGACUUCCCCAAGUUUUGGAUUCCUGUAAUUUUCCAAGAUGAUUUGGCACAAGUUGCUGCUUCUCACUUAAAAGAAAAUGAUCUCGUCUAUGUGUCUGGGCAAUUAACUGGUGAUGUUCCACCGUUCAAGCUUACUGAUGGCCAAGCAAACAUUCAGGUUUUAGCGCAUCUGCUGUCGUUUGUUGAUAGUAAAGUUGUGGAAGCGGAUGUUGUAAUGGAUGAAGAUGAAAGGCUUAUGGAGGUCGUUGAAGCUAAAAAGAAAGUUGAAGCGAAAAAAGUCGGCUCUGAAUAUCCACGUGGCACAGUCUCAGCAGGUUACAAAAACAAGAAGGAUAAGUUAAACAAACUCUGGAAUGAUGUUAUUGCUGGACCACAAGAUUGGAUCGACAACCGGCCUCAGAAGAAAAAUGGAUCUAGAAGUGCAAAGUAUCCUGAUUUUACGAACAAAGUUUCAAAAGAGGUACUCUGGCUCGACAGUGCACCAACAACAGUGCUUGAAAAGUUGGAUGAUUUGGUCUUUGGUAGUGGUUAUGAUGCUGGUAGAAAAGAUAAGCCUUUUGAUAAUGACACGCGAAAAGGUGCUGGUACGAACUGGAUGAAGUUUAGGAAGAGCCCAGAUGCUUCUGCUGUGUCAAAACAAAAACUUGAAGCGGACUUGUGGCGAGAUCUUGUGGACAAUUCAGAGAAUUGGUGGGACAACAGAUCAGACAAGUUGACUAGCAAGCAUCCUGAUUUCAAGCACAAAGAAUCUGGCCAAGCUCUGUGGAUAAAUACCAAGUCACCUCAAUGGGCCAUUGCUGCACUGCCAUCCUUGAAAUUUAAGGGAGCUAGCACGGGUACGAGAAAGCAAGAGACGUUGCUGUCGUGAAUCAUAUGAGCUGGCCUCAGUGGUAAGCCCUUCCGUGUGCUACAUGCUCAGCUUUUUCUACUAAAUAUUGGGGUUGUCUGGAGGAGCUUUGCGUAAGGCGUGUAGCAAUAUACGCUAACGUCUGAUUCAGAUAGAGUGCUAAACAGAAUUCAGGUUGGUCCAUUUCGUAAUGUCAGGGCUCAGGAUGUAAAUAGUUCCAAAUUCAUGGUAAUACGUAUUGUCACAUCCUGUGGGCUUAAUUCGAUACCCUUAAAAGUCCCGUUUUGGCUA
Phragmites australis (common reed) is the source of this 1630-nucleotide messenger RNA. RefSeq names its product protein OSB3, chloroplastic/mitochondrial-like. Gene Ontology annotation, cellular component: mitochondrial nucleoid. Bases 116 to 1360 code for a protein of 414 amino acids. The record is from RefSeq and is a predicted model, not a curated record. The transcript has 8 exons. NCBI's taxonomy places the organism in Eukaryota, Viridiplantae, Streptophyta, Magnoliopsida, Poales, Poaceae. Gene Ontology annotation, biological process: positive regulation of helicase activity; mitochondrial DNA replication. Gene Ontology annotation, molecular function: single-stranded DNA binding.